GAGCAGCAGAGGCUGCAGAGGAUGGGGCAGCAAAGGCUGCACAAGAAGGGGCAAUGGGGGGUGUGGGGGAAGGGGCAGCAGAGGUUGCAGAGGAAAGGGCAGCAGAGGCUGCAAGGGAAGGGGCAGCAGCGGCUGCACGGGAAAGGGCGGCAGAGGCUGCACGGGAAGGGGCGGCAGGGACCGUGACUCUGGCCAGGCAAAGGGCAGAGGCCAUGGAGACAGAGGGGGAUGUGAUAGCGAUAGAGGAGGAUGAGGGAGAGGAUGUGAUGCACAUUGACGGGCCACUGGCCCAAUACCUCACGCCUGACGGUGAGGCCGACCCGGCCCCCCUGCAGCCUCACGUCGAGGUUCCCCCUCUACCCCCCAUGCCCGUCCCCAUGCUAGCAGAAGGACCGAUGGAGGGGCUGGGGGAGACCUUGAGGACAGAGCCGCACGAGGGAGCCCCCAUCCUCACCUCCCGUCCUCCAGCCCACCCACCCCCAGGAGCACCAUUUCCCCACCCCCACCCUCAGGUCCCGGUAGUAUCCAGGGGGGCAGCCAAGGCCCUGGCCUUCUUGGCGGAGCCGUGCUCCCCGACCCCCACGUUGCUCCAUGGCCAGCCCCCCUCUCCGUCCCCAACCCCUGACCCCACGGUUGCAGGCGGUCCACCGGGAGAGCACGCGGCACACCUCUGCCCCCACCCUCAGGGGCUCCUUAGAGCACCACGUGGAGCAGCCAGGGCUCUGGCCUUCCUAGAGGAGCCAUGCUCCCCGACUCCUACCAACACCCAGCCACCCCCUACCGGCCCACUACCCCCCCCUCCACCAGGCCCCCCCCCACCCGGUAGUACACACAUCUCGGAGGUUGAAGCAUCUCUGCGGCCAAAUCCCUCUCCCACACGCUACAGGCACCCAAACCACCCGAGUCGCCGCACAGCCCCAACACGCCCACCCAACAGGCUGCCCCCCUCACACCACCCCCCCCAGGCAGCCGAGACCCACCCGCAAGGGCUUGCGCCCCAGGCUCAUGGGAGCGGCGGCACCCGGGUAGAGGGGCCCACAGGAGAGGCCACCACAGAGCCCACACAAAUCUCUCUCCCCCCACCGCUUGUACCUCGCUCUAACCUCCACACUGGCCCAGCCCCUCGACCCCCACCUUCCAACCCCCCCUCCCGGCCGGGUUCCCCACGAGUGGCCCCGUUGGGCAGCCAUCACCCCCCACACACAGCCUGCCCGAUCUGUUCCCACGGAGGGGGAUGUUUCGAGGAGAGAGGGGAUGCACACAGAGCACCCCCCGCCUGGCGAACCACCCAUCCUCCCUCCACCCACCCCUUUGGCCCCACAGCCCCCCCUUCCUUCACAAACAGGCGCGGACAACCAGGUUGGCCGCCGGCGGAAGAACAGGGGCAGAGGAGGCAGAGGGUCAGCCCACCCCGACCACCAAACCUACACUCCCGCCCCGCUCCUGCACCUCCACAGGGCCAUGGGAGCGGACCAGCCCACUCUCCCCCAUUCUGCCCCUCCCGUGCUGUGUCCCCCUCCCAGGUGGCGGCGGCCGCGAUCGCUACUGGGAUGGAGGCCGUCGGGUUGAGGGAUGCGCCCAUGGAAGACGCCACCGACUCCCCCUCCCAUCCCUCCCACCCCUUCCAUGUCGACGACCCCCUACCGCAACCCAUGGUGAUUGGGGAGGGCCAAGGGGGCCUUCUAGGGCAGGGUCCACACCCGAGCUCCGCUCAGCCAGCAAGCCCCACUCCACCCUCUACCCUGCCAGCCCUCCUACUCUCACCUACAGGCAGGCAGGUCUUCGAGACCCCAGAGGAGGUGAGGGCUGGCAUUUCAGAUUUGCUGGCGAUACACCGCCCGAGCAGCUCUCCGGCUGCCCCCACCCUUCCAGUCCCACAGGACCGGACCCGGACGUAUGCGGAGGUCACCCGGUCUGUCCCUUCUUUUAUCCCCCCCGCCACUCAGCCAGGCGCGUCACUCCCGACCCCAAUGGAGACGGACCAGGUUCUGAGGCCGUGUCACGCGCACCUAGAUGGGGUGGCGCCUCCCCCCGUUCAGCCCGUGGCGCAGGAGGUCACCAGCAGUAGGGAUGAGGCAUCCGCCCCUACCGAGACCCCUCCGCCUGGGGUAGCAGAGCCGUCACUUGAACCGCACCCCGCCGAGGGGCAGGAGCACACCACGGCACACACUUCAGGCUCACCUCCACGUCCCCCCUCCCCAGCUUCGACACCGGUACCGGCACGAGGCCCGGCCCUAUCCUGUGCGACACCACCUCUAUCUUCGCUGACACCCCCCAUGCACGGGGCUGGUGAGUCGUCUCCUCCCCUCAUCCCAGGCGAUCCUCUCGGAGCUCAGGCCGCCCACGGGGUCCCCUCUACAGCCAGUUCCGACGCCACGGCCCCGAUUGACCCCGCCGACACGGCGACAUCACCCGACCAGGUCGUGAGUUGCCCCACCUGCAGGAGCUCUCUCGCGAACCGACGCGCGCUCCAGCACCACAUUCCCUUCUGCCAUCCUGCGGACGCGGCUCGCAGGGCGCAGGCUGCCCAGGACACCGCCUCGAUCAUCCCUUCCCUCUCACAGCCCCGUGCGACCGGGAUACAGUUCACCGACGCACAGUGGCAGACGCUCGACUCGGUGGACUGGACAGAGUACUUCUCGCCCGAGCGUAUCCAUGCACGCCCUCUCCGACGUGUCCCGGAGAGGGUCCGCGGAGGAUAUCUCGACGUCCUCAGUGCGAUCCUAGUCCGCAUUGCCCAGGACCCGGAGGCUGCUGGCCCUACCUUCCUCCUCGCUGCAGCGCCGACUCUUUUCCUUGUUCCAGCGACGCCACCCGACCGCUCGCACACGGCUGCCAUUGCAACGCGCAUCUCCCGCUUUGGUCGAGGUGAGUGGGCUGAGCUAGUCUCAGAUGCACUAGGCCGUCGCACACCCCUUCCUCGGCGCACAGGUCACCGGUCACGCACCGCCACCGAUCCCUCUACAGCAGAUGAGCGCCGCAUUGCACGUUGCCUUCGUCUGGCAGCGUGCAAUGAGACCUCACGGGCGUGCGCGGCUCUCGAGUCCGCGGAGGCAGCCCCAGAUACACAGGGGACGAUACAGCGCCUGCAGUCGAAGCACCCCAACGCGGAGAGGCCGACCCCAGCUUGGCAGUCUGGCUUCCAGGGGUCCCCUCUCGUGCUCUCGGUGGAUCACUUACGCCGCGCGAUUUUCACAGCUCCGCGGGGCUCUUCGGGAGGACCGUCCGGUUGGGUCGCUGAGCACCUGCGAGACACUUUCCUAGCUUUCCCUCAGAGUCUCCAUUUCCUCCUGGCCGUGUACCAGCAGUGGCUCCGAGGCCGUUGCGCUCCAGCUACGCGCUCCUUGCUAGCGUCUUCCACCCUCGUGGCUCUGGCGAAGUCGAACAUGGAUGUUCGGCCGAUUGCCAUCGGCGAGGUUUUGGUCCGCAUUCUUUCUCGUGCAGUCUGUCUCCAGCUACGUGACCAGAUGGCGAGGGUCUUCUUGGCGUCACAGCAGUUUGGGGUGGGGGUUACGUGCGGGACAGAGGUCGUAGUUAGAGGCGUCCGCCGCGCUCUGGCUGACCACCCAGACUGGGUGGUCCUGCAGCUAGACGUGGCGAAUGCCUUUAACUCCUUCCACCGAGACAGGAUGUUCCAGGCGCUGCAGGCCAGCCCGGAGUUUCAGUGCCUGAUCCCCUUCAUCGGCCUCUUCUACGGGACGCCCUCGGAUCUCCACUACAGGUCAGGCACGGGAGUGGUCACGAUGCACUCGGAGCGGGGCACUCGCCAGGGAGACCCUCUCAGCCCCUUCUUGUACGCUCUGACACAGCGUCUUGCUUUGGAGCCGGUUCUGGUGGAGGGGGAUGUCCAGCUCUGGUCGUACGCCGAUGACACGUACGUGCUAGGUCCCCCAGACAGGGUGCUGCACCACUUUGCCGAGAUCGUGAGGCGCUUGGGCGAGAUGGGCCUUGCAGCCCAGCCGCACAAGUGCCUCGUCUACCAGACAGAGUCCUUUCUGUCCAGGGAUCUGGAGGCCUUCACGGGCCUAGGGAUCGAGGUCGCACGCCGAGGGCUCACCGUGACAGGCGUACCGGUAGGCACCGUUUCGUUCGUGGAGCAGAGUCUCCCGGAUCGUCUCGAGAGGAUGGGGCGGGUGCUACCUUGGCUUCCGAGGUUGCGCCAGCCCCAGACAGCUGCCCGCCUUCUGUCGGCGUGUGUCAGCACUCGUCCGCAGUACCUGUCGAGGACCGUCCCUCCUUCGCCCGCAGUGAUCUCUAGUUUUACACGGUGGGACGCACGCCUGGGAGAGACAUUUCAGCAGCUUUUAGCUUCAGGGACCUGGGCUUGUCGCGAGGACGUCCGAGAGGCCGCCCUAGACCAGAUCUUCCUCCCCAUCCGUCUCGGGGGUUUCGGCAUUCGUCGCAUGGCACGCAUUGCCCCGGUGAGUUUCGUGUGCUCCUGGGUGCAGUGUGCUCCCAUUCUCUGUUCUCUCCCUGCGUGUGGCGAGGUGUUUCGGCAGAGCUUCGCUUCAGGUGAGCCAGAGCAGAUCGACCGGGCUCUGCAGACGGCGCUAGAGGGUCUCCCACCUGACGUUCUCUCUCUCCUUCCCCCCUGGCCCUCUUGCGCUUCUGCCUCCCCCGAUUCCCUUUUUGCAGGAGCGAGCCGUCUUCUGGAGGCGCAUGCCUUGGAGGCCGUGCGUGCCCGUCACGCCUCUCCCUUGCACCUUGCCCGUUUGACUUCCCUUCAGGGCGCAGGUGCAGGGGCGUGGUUGACGUCGGUGCCGUACGCUGACCCACUGCGCAUCCCGGAGGCGCUGUGGCAGGCGGCUUCAUCUUCUCGUCUUGGUCUCCCUAUCCCCCAGUUAGCCCUUGCAGGUCAGUGCUCCUGCGGACAGGCGAUUGACGACAUGACGGUGCCUCAUCACGCGGUUCGGUGCCCGCGCUACGGGGUCGCCACUACCAUCCACGACACGGUGAAGUACAUGCUUCGAGACUUUGCGGUCGAGGCGGGCUUCGCGGUAAAGGUGGAGGACUCUACGCUGUUCACACAGUUGGAGGCGGCUCGAGCGAGACUACUGGGACAGCCAGUGGUGGGAGAGGGGACGCGGGCUGAGGGACCGGGGGAGCAGAGAGGCGAGGCGGGACAGCCGGGUGGCGGGGGACAGUGGGGACAGCACCAGCUGCGGGGUCAGGUGGAGCGAGGGAUAGGUGGGCAGAGGGGACGGCAGGGGGAGCAGACGGGCCAGGACGGGGAGGGGAGACGGCACAGGCAGCAGCAGGAGAGCCAGGGGAGGCCGCGGGCCCAGGGCGCCGCGCCUCCAGGUUCGGCCUCGGAGGAGGGGCAGGGGCGGGAGCAGCAGAGAGCGGACGGAGGUACAGGAGGGGCAGCGGGAUUGGGAGGGGAGGGCCAGGGAGUGAGAGAGGCAGCAGGGGAUGGAGCAGGGGGGUCGGGAGGGUUGGGGGAGGGUAGAGAGGGGGAGGGGAGAGGACAGGUGGAUGGAGGAGAGGAGAGGGGGAGAGAGACGAUCGGAGAGGAGGCACCAAGGGACCAGACAGGGCAGCAGCCAGCGCAACAGCAGGGACCAGUCGGACGCACAGGCCGUGUAGGCACCGCCUCCCGCAUCCCAGACCUCACCUGCCGCGACGUUGGCCAGGGUCUGAUGGUUCUUGUGGAUGUCUCCAUAGCGGAUCCACAGCGGGAGGGGAACGUGCAGCUGAGACGGGCGACCCCCACACAGAUUGGAGUGGCAGCAGCUAGGCGGGUGCAGGAGAAGCUGCGGCACUGGGGGCCGCACUUAGAGGGGCUGCAGCCGGCACCACACUUUUACGCGUGCGUGGCGGAGACCUUUGGCCUUCUGAGUGAGCCGCUGCGUCAGUUUCUGGGGCUCUGCGCAAAGAGGAUAGCACAGCGGAGGAGGGAUAGAGGUGGGGGGGAUGACGGAUCGGCACGGAUAUUUGAGGCAGGACUCACUACACGCCUCUCCGUUGCACUGCAGCGCGCGCAGGCUCAAUGCAUGAUCCAGCAUGCGGUGCGGCAGUUAGGGGGAUCCGACGACGGGUGGAUGCCCGCACCAGUCCCACUGGUCACACCCCCUGCCCCCUCAUGCCAUCCGCUCCCCCCGCCCCUACCCUCCGCGUGCCCGCUGCCCUUGCCGCCUCUUUUGACCCUCCCUGCCCCCCCUCGCCGUUUCCCACCGCCCGCCAUUCGCUCCUCCCCGCCCGUGCGCUCCCCUCCUUUACCUUCUCCUCCCCCCUCCCCUCCUCUGCUGCACGCCUCUUCCUUCCCCUCGCCGACCCACUCCACUCCCUGCCCCUCCUCAAUCCGCACCCUGCCCCUCGUAUCUCACCCCCCUAUGCUUGGUUUCUCCCCUCCCUGCCCCUCGCCGCCUUUCCCCGCUCCCCACCUCCCCCCCCCCCACUCUCCCCCCCCCUGCCCCCCCACUGCUCACCCUCUGCCCGCCCCUUUUCCGUGCCCUCAGUUGGCCCAGCCCCUGCCCGUUGCUGCCCCUCCCCUUGCCCCCUCAACUCCCCUGCCCCCCGUACACCCCAAGUCCCAUCCAACCGCCCCCACCCUCCCCCGGCUGCCCGUUUCCGCUCUCCACCCCCGCGACCGUGUGCGGCUUCCAACCGCCCAACGGUGGUGCGCACGGGGCCAUUACCGCCCCUCUCCCCUUAUCCCCCACCACGCCCCCAAGCAGGCCUUUCUCCCCCCAGCCCCCCGUCUCCCUGCCCUUAGUACCGCCGCGCUCUGCCCGUGCGUCACCCUCGCCCACUUCAUACCACCUCCCCCUUCUCCCUCCCCCCGGCUUCUCCCUAUCAUCACCCGCAUGUUCCCCCACUCCCCUGUCCACAACGUCCCUCCUCCACCCCCCCUCCUGCCUUCCCCACUCCCACUCUGCCCCCCACACCUCUACGAGCCGUACCUCCCCCUCCAGCCUCCCUUUUCCCCCCCAGCUACUUCCGCAUCCAGCGGUCUACACCCCUUGCUUUUGCUCCCUGUGCUGUGCCGUCCCCAACCUCCGUCCGCCCUUCCGCGGCACCAGACCGCCUCUCCCUCCCCCAACCAACCUCUGCACCCCCUGUUCCUGCCCCUUGUGCCUUCCAACACCCUACCCCAACCCCCCCCAGUCUCCCCCUUCUCCAACACCCUCCAUAUUUCCUCCCCCCUGGGGCUCGCCCAUCCGCAGGUAUCACCCUUCAUCAAUUCCCCAAUUCCCUCUGUCCCCUGUUUCCCGGCCCCGCAUCUUUUCUGCAUUUACCACAGCGCCUCCUUUCGGUGCCCUCUCGGCCCUCCCACGUUCUCACCCCCCGCCUUCCAACCUUCUCAUUACCCGCUACCAGGCUCACGCCAACUCGACUACCCACUACCCUUUGCCCCUUCCUCUCUGUUCCCCACCCUUCCUUCCCCACUUGGCUCCACCUGCCCACCCCCACCUCCCGUGGAAUUCUGCCCUGCCCUCCCCACCUCUGGCCCACCACCUGUCCCCACACCCUGCUCGCCCACCACUACAUCACCCCCGCCCCCCCACCUCCACUACAGCCCGCCAACACUUCCCCUCUCAACCGGCCCCCAGCCCGCCCCCCCCUUGGGCCCCAAUCCCCUCCAACCGUCAGGCCCCCUCUACCCUCUCUUCCACCCACUGCGCACCGCUUUCCCCACCCUUUUUCCAUUUCCCCAAGCUAACCCCCCGCACCCCGGCCUCUGCCAGGGAGUUCCUUCCCCCUUUGACGCCCUCUUGAGCCAACUCCAGCAACUCACACCGCCACCGCCAGGCAUGCUGCCUCUAUUACUUGUGAAAACACUUAAUCCUACUAGCACCCCCAAGCACAUAGAAGCGGGAGGGGGCAGAGCCAGGGGGGAACUUGCAGCUAACACUGCACGGGAAGGGGUAAGUGAAUGUGUGUGCGAAGGAGCAGCAGAGGCUGCAGAGGAUGGGGCAGCAAAGGCUGCACGGGAAGGGGCAAUGGGGGUUGUGGGGGAAGGGGCAGCAGAGGUUGCAGAGGAAAGGGCAGCAGAGGCUGCAAGGGAAGGGGCAGCAGCGGCUGCACGGGAAAGGGCGGCAGAGGCUGCACGGGAAGGGGCGGCAGGGACCGUGACUCUGGCCAGGCAAAGGGCAGAGGCCAUGGAGACAGGGGGAGGUGCUACGGGUGCAGCGGGGAAGGGGGUAACGGGGACUGGUGCGAGGGAGAGUGCUGCCCCGGCUGUAGCAAGAGAGGGUACGGCAGGGGCUAGAGUGGGAGAAGGGACAACAGUGGCCUCAAAGGUAGAAGGUGAGGCUGUAGCUGAAGCAGCAGGGAGGGCCAUAGCACGGCCAGUAGGGGCGGCAGGGGCCGCAGCAAACGCGGGGAAACACACAGCAGGGCCGGCAGAGACUGCAAAAGGGGCUAGCAGUAAAGCGGCAGCAGGCGGGGUGGGCUCGGAGGACAUAGGGGCAACAGGGGAAGGAGAGGUGAGUGUGGUCCCGACCGGGGUGGGCACUGAAGAGGGGGAUGUGAUAGCGAUAGAGGAGGAUGAGGGAGAGGAUGUGAUGCACAUUGACGGGCCACUGGCCCAAUACCUCACGCCUGACGGUGAGGCCGACCCGGCCCCCCUGCAGCCUCACGUCGAGGUUCCCCCUCUACCCCCCAUGCCCGUCCCCAUGCUAGCAGAAGGACCGAUGGAGGGGCUGGGGGAGACCUUGAGGACAGAGCCGCACGAGGGAGCCCCCAUCCUCACCUCCCGUCCUCCAGCCCACCCACCCCCAGGAGCACCACUUCCCCACCCCCACCCUCAGGUCCCGGUAGUAUCCAGGGGGGCAGCCAAGGCCCUGGCCUUCUUGGCGGAGCCGUGCUCCCCGACCCCCACGUUGCUCCAUGGCCAGCCCCCCUCUCCGUCCCCAACCCCUGACCCCACGGUUGCAGGCGGUCCACCGGGAGAGCACGCGGGUGCGACAAGAGCAGAGUCACCCGAGGGCACCCCUUCUCUCACCUCUCACCCCUCCCCGCCCCUUCCCUCACUCCUUCCCUCACCCCCAAGGGCAGCACACCUCUGCCCCCACCCUCAGGGGCUCCUUAGAGCACCACGUGGAGCAGCCAGGGCUCUGGCCUUCCUAGAGGAGCCAUGCUCCCCGACUCCUACCAACACCCAGCCACCCCCUACCGGCCCACUACCCCCCCCUCCACCAGGCCCCCCCCCACCCGGUAGUACACACAUCUCGGAGGUUGAAGCAUCUCUGCGGCCAAAUCCCUCUCCCACACGCUACAGGCACCCAAACCACCCGAGUCGCCGCACAGCCCCAACACGCCCACCCAACAGGCUGCCCCCCUCACACCACCCCCCCCAGGCAGCCGAGACCCACCCACAAGGGCUUGCGCCCCAGGCUCAUGGGAGCGGCGGCACCCGGGUAGAGGGGCCCACAGGAGAGGCCACCACAGAGCCCACACAAAUCUCUCUCCCCCCACCGCUUGUACCUCGCUCUAACCUCCACACUGGCCCAGCCCCUCGACCCCCACCUCCAACCCCCCCUCCCGGCCGGGUUCCCCACGAGUGGCCCCGUUGGGCAGCCAUCACCCCCCACACACAGCCUGCCCGAUCUGUUCCCACGGAGGGGGAUGUCUCGAGGAGAGAGGGGAUGCACACAGAGCACCCCCCGCCCGGCGAACCACCCAUCCUCCCUCCACCCACCCCUUUGGCCCCACAGCCCCCCCUUCCUUCACAAACAGGCGCGGACAACCAGGUUGGCCGCCGGCGGAAGAACAGGGGCAGAGGAGGCAGAGGGUCAGCCCACGUACUCCCCCCUCCCUCCCUCCCCCACCAAGAGCCCCUCCCCACCCCACAUCCCGUUGAACCCUUACCAGGCCCUACCUCUACAGCCCGACCACCAAACCUACACUCCCGCCCCGCUCCUGCACCUCCACAGGGCCAUGGGAGCGGACCAGCCCACUCACCCCCAUUCUGCCCCUCUCGUGCUGUGUCCCCCUCCCAGGUGGCGGCGGCCGCGAUCGCUACUGGGAUGGAGGCCGUCGGGUUGAGGGAUGCGCCCAUGGAAGACGCCACCGACUCCCCCUCCCAUCCCUCCCACCCCUUCCAUGUCGACGACCCCCUACCGCAACCCAUGGUGAUUGGGGAGGGCCAAGGGGGCCUUCUAGGGCAGGGUCCACACCCGAGCUCCGCUCAGCCAGCAAGCCCCACUCCACCCUCUACCCUGCCAGCCCUCCUACUCUCACCUACAGGCAGGCAGGUCUUCGAGACCCCAGAGGAGGUGAGGGCUGGCAUUUCAGAUUUGCUGGCGAUACACCGCCCGAGCAGCUCUCCGGCUGCCCCCACCCUUCCAGUCCCACAGGACCGGACCCGGACGUAUGCGGAGGUCACCCGGUCUGUCCCUUCUUUUAUCCCCCCCGCCACUCAGCCAGGCGCGUCACUCCCGACCCCAAUGGAGACGGACCAGGUUCUGAGGCCGUGUCACGCGCACCUAGAUGGGGUGGCGCCUCCCCCCGUUCACCCCGUGGCGCAGGAGGUCACCAGCAGUAGGGAUGAGGCAUCCGCCCCUACCGAGACCCCUCCGCCUGGGGUAGCAGAGCCGUCACUUGAACCGCACCCCGCCGAGGGGCAGGAGCACACCACGGCACACACUUCAGGCUCACCUCCACGUCCCCCCUCCCCAGCUUCGACACCGGUACCGGCACGAGGCCCGGCCCUAUCCUGUGCGACACCACCUCUAUCUUCGCUGACACCCCCCAUGCACGGGGCUGGUGAGUCGUCUCCUCCCCUCAUCCCAGGCGAUCCUCUCGGAGCUCAGGCCGCCCACGGGGUCCCCUCUACAGCCAGUUCCGACGCCACGGCCCCGAUUGACCCCGCCGACACGGCGACAUCACCCGACCAGGUCGUGAGUUGCCCCACCUGCAGGAGCUCUCUCGCGAACCGACGCGCGCUCCAGCACCACAUUCCCUUCUGCCAUCCUGCGGACGCGGCUCGCAGGGCGCAGGCUGCCCAGGACACCGCCUCGAUCAUCCCUUCCCUCUCACAGCCCCGUGCGACCGGGAUACAGUUCACCGACGCACAGUGGCAGACGCUCGACUCGGUGGACUGGACAGAGUACUUCUCGCCCGAGCGUAUCCAUGCACGCCCUCUCCGACGUGUCCCGGAGAGGGUCCGCGGAGGAUAUCUCGACGUCCUCAGUGCGAUCCUAGUCCGCAUUGCCCAGGACCCGGAGGCUGCUGGCCCUACCUUCCUCCUCGCUGCAGCGCCGACUCUUUUCCUUGUUCCAGCGACGCCACCCGACCGCUCGCACACGGCUGCCAUUGCAACGCGCAUCUCCCGCUUUGGUCGAGGUGAGUGGGCUGAGCUAGUCUCAGAUGCACUAGGCCGUCGCACACCCCUUCCUCGGCGCACAGGUCACCGGUCACGCACCGCCACCGAUCCCUCUACAGCAGAUGAGCGCCGCAUUGCACGUUGCCUUCGUCUGGCAGCGUGCAAUGAGACCUCACGGGCGUGCGCGGCUCUCGAGUCCGCGGAGGCAGCCCCAGAUACACAGGGGACGAUACAGCGCCUGCAGUCGAAGCACCCCAACGCGGAGAGGCCGACCCCAGCUUGGCAGUCUGGCUUCCAGGGGUCCCCUCUCGUGCUCUCGGUGGAUCACUUACGCCGCGCGAUUUUCACAGCUCCGCGGGGCUCUUCGGGAGGACCGUCCGGUUGGGUCGCUGAGCACCUGCGAGACACUUUCCUAGCUUUCCCUCAGAGUCUCCAUUUCCUCCUGGCCGUGUACCAGCAGUGGCUCCGAGGCCGUUGCGCUCCAGCUACGCGCUCCUUGCUAGCGUCUUCCACCCUCGUGGCUCUGGCGAAGUCGAACAUGGAUGUUCGGCCGAUUGCCAUCGGCGAGGUUUUGGUCCGCAUUCUUUCUCGUGCAGUCUGUCUCCAGCUACGUGACCAGAUGGCGAGGGUCUUCUUGGCGUCACAGCAGUUUGGGGUGGGGGUUACGUGCGGGACAGAGGUCGUAGUUAGAGGCGUCCGCCGCGCUCUGGCUGACCACCCAGACUGGGUGGUCCUGCAGCUAGACGUGGCGAAUGCCUUUAACUCUUUCCACCGAGACAGGAUGUUCCAGGCGCUGCAGGCCAGCCCGGAGUUUCAGUGCCUGAUCCCCUUCAUCGGCCUCUUCUACGGGACGCCCUCGGAUCUCCACUACAGGUCAGGCACGGGAGUGGUCACGAUGCACUCGGAGCGGGGCACUCGCCAGGGAGACCCUCUCAGCCCCUUCUUGUACGCUCUGACACAGCGUCUUGCUUUGGAGCCGGUUCUGGUGGAGGGGGAUGUCCAGCUCUGGUCGUACGCCGAUGACACGUACGUGCUAGGUCCCCCAGACAGGGUGCUGCACCACUUUGCCGAGAUCGUGAGGCGCUUGGGCGAGAUGGGCCUUGCAGCCCAGCCGCACAAGUGCCUCGUCUACCAGACAGAGUCCUUUCUGUCCAGGGAUCUGGAGGCCUUCACGGGCCUAGGGAUCGAGGUCGCACGCCGAGGGCUCACCGUGACAGGCGUACCGGUAGGCACCGUUUCGUUCGUGGAGCAGAGUCUCCCGGAUCGUCUCGAGAGGAUGGGGCGGGUGCUACCUUGGCUUCCGAGGUUGCGCCAGCCCCAGACAGCUGCCCGCCUUCUGUCGGCGUGUGUCAGCACUCGUCCGCAGUACCUGUCGAGGACCGUCCCUCCUUCGCCCGCAGUGAUCUCUAGUUUUACACGGUGGGACGCACGCCUGGGAGAGACAUUUCAGCAGCUUUUAGCUUCAGGGACCUGGGCUUGUCGCGAGGACGUCCGAGAGGCCGCCCUAGACCAGAUCUUCCUCCCCAUCCGUCUCGGGGGUUUCGGCAUUCGUCGCAUGGCACGCAUUGCCCCGGUGAGUUUCGUGUGCUCCUGGGUGCAGUGUGCUCCCAUUCUCUGUUCUCUCCCUGCGUGUGGCGAGGUGUUUCGGCAGAGCUUCGCUUCAGGUGAGCCAGAGCAGAUCGACCGGGCUCUGCAGACGGCGCUAGAGGGUCUCCCACCUGACGUUCUCUCUCUCCUUCCCCCCUGGCCCUCUUGCGCUUCUGCCUCCCCCGAUUCCCUUUUUGCAGGAGCGAGCCGUCUUCUGGAGGCGCAUGCCUUGGAGGCCGUGCGUGCCCGUCACGCCUCUCCCUUGCACCUUGCCCGUUUGACUUCCCUUCAGGGCGCAGGUGCAGGGGCGUGGUUGACGUCGGUGCCGUACGCUGACCCACUGCGCAUCCCGGAGGCGCUGUGGCAGGCGGCUUCAUCUUCUCGUCUUGGUCUCCCUAUCCCCCAGUUAGCCCUUGCAGGUCAGUGCUCCUGCGGACAGGCGAUUGACGACAUGACGGUGCCUCAUCACGCGGUUCGCCAGUGGUGGGAGAGGGGACGCGGGCUGAGGGACCGGGGGAGCAGAGAGGCGAGGCGGGAUCAGCCGGGUGGCGGGGGACAGUGGGGACAGCACCAGCUGCGGGGUCAGGUGGAGCGAGGGAUAGGUGGGCAGAGGGGACGGCAGGGGGAGCAGACGGGCCAGGACGGGGAGGGGAGACGGCACAGGCAGCAGCAGGAGAGCCAGUGGAGGCCGCGGGCCCAGGGCGCCGCGCCUCCAGGUUCGGCCUCGGGGGUGGGGCAGGGGCGGGAGCAGCAGAGAGCGGACGGAGGUACAGGAGGGGCAGCGGGAUUGGGAGGGGAGGGCCAGGGAGUGAGAGAGGCAGCAGGGGAUGGAGCAGGGGGGUCGGGAGGGUUGGGGGAGGGUAGAGAGGGGGAGGGGAGAGGACAGGUGGAUGGAGGAGAGGAGAGGGGGAGAGAGACGAUCGGAGAGGAGGCACCAAGGGACCAGACAGGGCAGCAGCCAGCGCAACAGCAGGGACCAGUCGGACGCACAGGCCGUGUAGGCACCGCCUCCCGCAUCCCAGACCUCACCUGCCGCGACGUUGGCCAGGGUCUGAUGGUUCUUGUGGAUGUCUCCAUAGCGGAUCCACAGCGGGAGGGGAACGUGCAGCUGAGACGGGCGACCCCCACACAGAUUGGAGUGGCAGCAGCUAGGCGGGUGCAGGAGAAGCUGCGGCACUGGGGGCCGCACUUAGAGGGGCUGCAGCCGGCACCACACUUUUACGCGUGCGUGGCGGAGACCUUUGGCCUUCUGAGUGAGCCGCUGCGUCAGUUUCUGGGGCUCUGCGCAAAGAGGAUAGCACAGCGGAGGAGGGAUAGAGGUGGGGGGGAUGACGGAUCGGCACGGAUAUUUGAGGCAGGACUCACUACACGCCUCUCCGUUGCACUGCAGCGCGCGCAGGCUCAAUGCAUGAUCCAGCAUGCGUCACACCCCCUGCCCCCUCAUGCCAUCCGCUCCCCCCGCCCCUACCCUCCGCGUGCCCGCUCCCUUGCCGCCUCUUUUGACCCUCCCUGCCCCCCCUCGCCGUUUCCCACCGCCCGCCAUUCGCUCCUCCCCGCCCGUGCGCUCCCCUCCUUUACCUUCUCCUCCCCCCUCCCCUCCUCUGCUGCACGCCUCUUCCUUCCCCUCGCCGACCCACUCCACUCCCUGCCCCUCCUCAAUCCGCACCCUGCCCCUCGUAUCUCGCCCCCCUAUGCUUGGUUUCUCCCCUCCCUGCCCCUCGCCGCCUUUCCCCGCUCCCCACCUCCCCCCUCUCCCUGCCCCCCCACUCUCCCCCCCCUUGUCCUUGGCUUCCUACCUCCCUGCCUCACCUUUCCCCCCUCCGUGUGCUCAGCUUCUCCCCUCCCUGCCCCUCCCUCCUCCCCGCCCUGCCCCUCAUUUUCCGCCCCCCCCCACGCCCGGUUUCUCCCCUCCCCGCGCCUCCCUUUCUUUCUCCGUGCCUCUCCUUUGCUCCCUCCCUGCCCCCGCCUGCCCAUGCCCCUGUCUUUGGCUUCUCCCCUCCCUGCCCCACGUUUCUUCCCUCCCUGCCCCCCGUCUGCCCCUCCCUUGUUUUCCCCUCACCCAUUGCUUCUCUCCUCCCUGCCCUUGAUUUCCCACACCCCUGCCCUCGUUUCCUAUCAUCCAUGCCCCUCGUUUCCCCCCUUUGUACGUUCAGCCUCUUCCCUCCCUGCCCCUCCCUUCCUCCCCCCCUGCCCUUUGCUCUCCCCUCGUUACGCUCCCUUCUCCCCAUCCCUGCUGCCCUCUUACCACCAUCAGCCCAUCCCCACGACCAGCCCCCCUCCCACCCUUCAAUCCCCCCCUCCCUCUCUCUCUCUCUCUCUCUCUCUCUCUCUCUCUCUUUCUCACACACACACACACACGCACACUCCCCUCCCCCACCCCCCCCACCUACAUCCUCCCAUUCUGCCCCUCCCUGCCCCUUUCCCACCCCCUCGCACGCCCCUCACCUCCCACCUCCGUGCAACUGGUUUCCCCCCUAUGGUGCCACCCUUGCAUCGCUCGCCCCUCUGCUCACCCUCUGCCCGCCCCUUUUCCGUGCCCUCAGUUGGCCCAGCCCCUGCCCGUUGCUGCCCCUCCCCUUGCCCCCUCAACUCCCCUGCCCCCCGUACACCCCAAGUCCCAUCCAACCGCCCCCACCCUCCCCCGGCUGCCCGUUUCCGCUCUCCACCCCCGCGACCGUGUGCGGCUUCCAACCGCCCAACGGUGGUGCGCACGGGGCGUUUCUUCGCAUGGGCAAGCCUCCCCGGGGGCCCCCCACCCCGCUGGGUCGUUCAUUACCGCCCCUCUCCCCUUAUCCCCCACCACGCCCCCAAGCAGGCCUUUCUCCCCCCAGCCCCCCGUCUCCCUGCCCUUAGUACCGCCGCGCUCUGCCCGUGCGUCACCCUCGCCCACUUCAUACCACCUCCCCCUUCUCCCCCCCCCGGCUUCUCCCUAUCAUCACCCGCAUGUUCCCCCACUCCCCUGUCCACAACGUCCCUCCUCCACCCCCCCUCCUGCCUUCCCCACUCCCACUCUGCCCCCACACCUCUACGAGCCGUACCUCCCCCUCCAGCCUCCCUUUUCCCCCCCAGCUACUUCCGCAUCCAGCGUGGGCUGCACCUCUGCAUCCUGCCCUGCCAGGCCCUUCGAGGACCCAACUGCCGCCACCUGACACCACGCCGCCUUUCCCACCCCCAUCCAAUCUCUACACCCCCUGCCCCUGCUCCCUGCGCAAUCCAGCCACCUACCCCAGCCUCCCUCUACCUCUCCCUAACUCCACACUGCCGUUCCUACCCCCAGCCAGGGUCUACACCCCUUGCUUUUGCUCCCUGUGCUGUGCCGUCCCCAACCUCCGUCCGCCUUUCCGCGGCACCAGACCGCCUCUCCCUCCCCCAAGCCAACCUCUGCACCCCCUGUUCCUGCCCCUUGUGCCUUCCAACACCCUACCCCAACCCCCCCCAGUCUCCCCCUUCUCCAACACCCUCCAUAUUUCCUCCCCCCUGGGGCUCGCCCAUCCGCAGCGCCUCCUUUCGGUGCCCUCUCGGCCCUCCCACGUUCUCACCCCCCGCCUCCCAACCUUCUCAUUACCCGCUACCAGGCUCACGCCAACUCGACUACCCACUACCCUUUGCCCCUUCCUCUCUGUUCCCCACCCUUCCUUCCCCACUUGGCUCCACCUGCCCACCCCCACCUCCCGUGGAAUUCUGCCCUGCCCUCCCCACCUCUGGCCCACCACCUGUCCCCACACCCUGCUCACCCACCACUACAUCACCCCCGCCCCCCCACCUCCACUACAGCCCGCCAACACUUCCCCUCUCAACCGGCCCCCAGCCCGCCCCCCCCUUGGGCCCCAAUCCCCUCCAACUGUCAGGCCCCCUCUACCCUCUCUUCCACCCACUGCGCACCGCUUUCCCCACCCUUUUUCCAUUUCCCCAAGCUAACCCCCCGCACCCCGGCCUCUGCCAGGGAGUUCCUUCCCCCUUUGACGCCCUCUUGAGCCAACUCCAGCAACUCACACCGCCACCGCCAGGCAUGCUGCCUCUAUUACUUGUGAAAACACUUAAUCCUACUAGCACCCCCAAGCACAUAGAAGCGGGAGGGGGCAGAGCCAGGGGGGAACUUGCAGCUAACACUGCACGGGAAGGGGUAAGUGAAUGUGUGUGCGAAGGAGCAGCAGAGGCUGCAGAGGAUGGGGCAGCAAAGGCUGCACGGGAAGGGGCAAUGGGGGUUGUGGGGGAAGGGGCAGCAGAGGUUGCAGAGGAAAGGGCAGCAGAGGCUGCAAGGGAAGGGGCAGCAGCGGCUGCACGGGAAAGGGCGGCAGAGGCUGCACGGGAAGGGGCGGCAGGGACCGUGACUCUGGCCAGGCAAAGGGCAGAGGCCAUGGAGACAGUAGGGGCGGCAGGGGCCGCAGCAAACGCGAGGAAACACACAGCAGGGCCGGCAGAGACUGCAAAAGGGGCUAGCAGUAAAGCGGCAGCAGGCGGGGUGGGCUCGGGGGACAUAGGGGCAACAGGGGAAGGAGAGGUGAGUGUGGUCCCGACCGGGGUGGGCACUGAAGAGGGGGAUGUGAUAGCGAUAGAGGAGGAUGAGGGAGAGGAUGUGAUGCACAUUGACGGGCCACUGGCCCAAUACCUCACGCCUGACGGUGAGGCCGACCCGGCCCCCCUGCAGCCUCACGUCGAGGUUCCCCCUCUACCCCCCAUGCCCGUCCCCAUGCUAGCAGAAGGACCGAUGGAGGGGCUGGGGGAGACCUUGAGGACAGAGCCGCACGAGGGAGCCCCCAUCCUCACCUCCCGUCCUCCAGCCCACCCACCCCCAGGAGCACCACUUCCCCACCCCCACCCUCAGGUCCCGGUAGUAUCCAGGGGGGCAGCCAAGGCCCUGGCCUUCUUGGCGGAGCCGUGCUCCCCGACCCCCACGUUGCUCCAUGGCCAGCCCCCCUCUCCGUCCCCAACCCCUGACCCCACGGUUGCAGGCGGUCCACCGGGAGAGCACGCGGCACACCUCUGCCCCCACCCUCAGGGGCUCCUUAGAGCACCACGUGGAGCAGCCAGGGCUCUGGCCUUCCUAGAGGAGCCAUGCUCCCCGACUCCUACCAACACCCAGCCACCCCCUACCGGCCCACUACCCCCCCCUCCACCAGGCCCCCCCCCACCCGUCGCCGCACAGCCCCAACACGCCCACCCAACAGGCUGCCCCCCUCACACCACCCCCCCCCAGGCAGCCGAGACCCACCCGCAAGGGCUUGCGCCCCAGGCUCAUGGGAGCGGCGGCACCCGGGUAGAGGGGCCCACAGGAGAGGCCACCACAGAGCCCACACAAAUCUCUCUCCCCCCACCGCUUGUACCUCGCUCUAACCUCCACACUGGCCCAGCCCCUCGACCCCCACCUCCAACCCCCCUCUCCCGGCCGGGUUCCCCACGAGUGGCCCCGCGCGGACAACCAGGUUGGCCGCCGGCGGAAGAACAGGGGCAGAGGAGGCAGAGGGUCAGCCCACCCCGACCACCAAACCUACACUCCCGCCCCGCUCCUGCACCUCCACAGGGCCAUGGGAGCGGACCAGCCCACUCACCCCCAUUCUGCCCCUCCCGUGCUGUGUCCCCCUCCCAGGUGGCGGCGGCCGCGAUCGCUACUGGGAUGGAGGCCGUCGGGUUGAGGGAUGCGCCCAUGGAAGACGCCACCGACUCCCCCUCCCAUCCCUCCCACCCCUUCCAUGUCGACGACCCCCUACCGCAACCCAUGGUGAUUGGGGAGGGCCAAGGGGGCCUUCUAGGGCAGGGUCCACACCCGAGCUCCGCUCAGCCAGCAAGCCCCACUCCACCCUCUACCCUGCCAGCCCUCCUACUCUCACCUACAGGCAGGCAGGUCUUCGAGACCCCAGAGGAGGUGAGGGCUGGCAUUUCAGAUUUGCUGGCGAUACACCGCCCGAGCAGCUCUCCGGCUGCCCCCACCCUUCCAGUCCCACAGGACCGGACCCGGACGUAUGCGGAGGUCACCCGGUCUGUCCCUUCUUUUAUCCCCCCCGCCACUCAGCCAGGCGCGUCACUCCCGACCCCAAUGGAGACGGACCAGGUUCUGAGGCCGUGUCACGCGCACCUAGAUGGGGUGGCGCCUCCCCCCGUUCACCCCGUGGCGCAGGAGGUCACCAGCAGUAGGGAUGAGGCAUCCGCCCCUACCGAGACCCCUCCGCCUGGGGUAGCAGAGCCGUCACUUGAACCGCACCCCGCCGAGGGGCAGGAGCACACCACGGCACACACUUCAGGCUCACCUCCACGUCCCCCCUCCCCAGCUUCGACACCGGUACCGGCACGAGGCCCGGCCCUAUCCUGUGCGACACCACCUCUAUCUUCGCUGACACCCCCCAUGCACGGGGCUGGUGAGUCGUCUCCUCCCCUCAUCCCAGGCGAUCCUCUCGGAGCUCAGGCCGCCCACGGGGUCCCCUCUACAGCCAGUUCCGACGCCACGGCCCCGAUUGACCCCGCCGACACGGCGACAUCACCCGACCAGGUCGUGAGUUGCCCCACCUGCAGGAGCUCUCUCGCGAACCGACGCGCGCUCCAGCACCACAUUCCCUUCUGCCAUCCUGCGGACGCGGCUCGCAGGGCGCAGGCUGCCCAUGACACCGCCUCGAUCAUCCCUUCCCUCUCACAGCCCCGUGCGACCGGGAUACAGUUCACCGACGCACAGUGGCAGACGCUCGACUCGGUGGACUGGACAGAGUACUUCUCGCCCGAGCGUAUCCAUGCACGCCCUCUCCGACGUGUCCCGGAGAGGGUCCGCGGAGGAUAUCUCGACGUCCUCAGUGCGAUCCUAGUCCGCAUUGCCCAGGACCCGGAGGCUGCUGGCCCUACCUUCCUCCUCGCUGCAGCGCCGACUCUUUUCCUUGUUCCAGCGACGCCACCCGACCGCUCGCACACGGCUGCCAUUGCAACGCGCAUCUCCCGCUUUGGUCGAGGUGAGUGGGCUGAGCUAGUCUCAGAUGCACUAGGCCGUCGCACACCCCUUCCUCGGCGCACAGGUCACCGGUCACGCACCGCCACCGAUCCCUCUACAGCAGAUGAGCGCCGCAUUGCACGUUGCCUUCGUCUGGCAGCGUGCAAUGAGACCUCACGGGCGUGCGCGGCUCUCGAGUCCGCGGAGGCAGCCCCAGAUACACAGGGGACGAUACAGCGCCUGCAGUCGAAGCACCCCAACGCGGAGAGGCCGACCCCAGCUUGGCAGUCUGGCUUCCAGGGGUCCCCUCUCGUGCUCUCGGUGGAUCACUUACGCCGCGCGAUUUUCACAGCUCCGCGGGGCUCUUCGGGAGGACCGUCCGGUUGGGUCGCUGAGCACCUGCGAGACACUUUCCUAGCUUUCCCUCAGAGUCUCCAUUUCCUCCUGGCCGUGUACCAGCAGUGGCUCCGAGGCCGUUGCGCUCCAGCUACGCGCUCCUUGCUAGCGUCUUCCACCCUCGUGGCUCUGGCGAAGUCGAACAUGGAUGUUCGGCCGAUUGCCAUCGGCGAGGUUUUGGUCCGCAUUCUUUCUCGUGCAGUCUGUCUCCAGCUACGUGACCAGAUGGCGAGGGUCUUCUUGGCGUCACAGCAGUUUGGGGUGGGGGUUACGUGCGGGACAGAGGUCGUAGUUAGAGGCGUCCGCCGCGCUCUGGCUGACCACCCAGACUGGGUGGUCCUGCAGCUAGACGUGGCGAAUGCCUUUAACUCUUUCCACCGAGACAGGAUGUUCCAGGCGCUGCAGGCCAGCCCGGAGUUUCAGUGCCUGAUCCCCUUCAUCGGCCUCUUCUACGGGACGCCCUCGGAUCUCCACUACAGGUCAGGCACGGGAGUGGUCACGAUGCACUCGGAGCGGGGCACUCGCCAGGGAGACCCUCUCAGCCCCUUCUUGUACGCUCUGACACAGCGUCUUGCUUUGGAGCCGGUUCUGGUGGAGGGGGAUGUCCAGCUCUGGUCGUACGCCGAUGACACGUACGUGCUAGGUCCCCCAGACAGGGUGCUGCACCACUUUGCCGAGAUCGUGAGGCGCUUGGGCGAGAUGGGCCUUGCAGCCCAGCCGCACAAGUGCCUCGUCUACCAGACAGAGUCCUUUCUGUCCAGGGAUCUGGAGGCCUUCACGGGCCUAGGGAUCGAGGUCGCACGCCGAGGGCUCACCGUGACAGGCGUACCGGUAGGCACCGUUUCGUUCGUGGAGCAGAGUCUCCCGGAUCGUCUCGAGAGGAUGGGGCGGGUGCUACCUUGGCUUCCGAGGUUGCGCCAGCCCCAGACAGCUGCCCGCCUUCUGUCGGCGUGUGUCAGCACUCGUCCGCAGUACCUGUCGAGGACCGUCCCUCCUUCGCCCGCAGUGAUCUCUAGUUUUACACGGUGGGACGCACGCCUGGGAGAGACAUUUCAGCAGCUUUUAGCUUCAGGGACCUGGGCUUGUCGCGAGGACGUCCGAGAGGCCGCCCUAGACCAGAUCUUCCUCCCCAUCCGUCUCGGGGGUUUCGGCAUUCGUCGCAUGGCACGCAUUGCCCCGGUGAGUUUCGUGUGCUCCUGGGUGCAGUGUGCUCCCAUUCUCUGUUCUCUCCCUGCGUGUGGCGAGGUGUUUCGGCAGAGCUUCGCUUCAGGUGAGCCAGAGCAGAUCGACCGGGCUCUGCAGACGGCGCUAGAGGGUCUCCCACCUGACGUUCUCUCUCUCCUUCCCCCCUGGCCCUCUUGCGCUUCUGCCUCCCCCGAUUCCCUUUUUGCAGGAGCGAGCCGUCUUCUGGAGGCGCAUGCCUUGGAGGCCGUGCGUGCCCGUCACGCCUCUCCCUUGCACCUUGCCCGUUUGACUUCCCUUCAGGGCGGAGGUGCAGGGGCGUGGUUGACGUCGGUGCCGUACGCUGACCCACUGCGCAUCCCGGAGGCGCUGUGGCAGGCGGCUUCAUCUUCUCGUCUUGGUCUCCCUAUCCCCCAGUUAGCCCUUGCAGGUCAGUGCUCCUGCGGACAGGCGAUUGACGACAUGACGGUGCCUCAUCACGCGGUUCGCCAGUGGUGGGAGAGGGGACGCGGGCUGAGGGACCGGGGGAGCAGAGAGGCGAGGCGGGAUCAGCCGGGUGGCGGGGGACAGUGGGGACAGCACCAGCUGCGGGGUCAGGUGGAGCGAGGGAUAGGUGGGCAGAGGGGACGGCAGGGGGAGCAGACGGGCCAGGACGGGGAGGGGAGACGGCACAGGCAGCAGCAGGAGAGCCAGUGGAGGCCGCGGGCCCAGGGCGCCGCGCCUCCAGGUUCGGCCUCGGAGGUGGGGCAGGGGCGGGAGCAGCAGAGAGCGGACGGAGGUACAGGAGGGGCAGCGGGAUUGGGAGGGGAGGGCCAGGGAGUGAGAGAGGCAGCAGGGGAUGGAGCAGGGGGGUCGGGAGGGUUGGGGGAGGGUAGAGAGGGGGAGGGGAGAGGACAGGUGGAUGGAGGAGAGGAGAGGGGGAGAGAGACGAUCGGAGAGGAGGCACCAAGGGACCAGACAGGGCAGCAGCCAGCGCAACAGCAGGGACCAGUCGGACGCACAGGCCGUGUAGGCACCGCCUCCCGCAUCCCAGACCUCACCUGCCGCGACGUUGGCCAGGGUCUGAUGGUUCUUGUGGAUGUCUCCAUAGCGGAUCCACAGCGGGAGGGGAACGUGCAGCUGAGACGGGCGACCCCCACACAGAUUGGAGUGGCAGCAGCUAGGCGGGUGCAGGAGAAGCUGCGGCACUGGGGGCCGCACUUAGAGGGGCUGCAGCCGGCACCACACUUUUACGCGUGCGUGGCGGAGACCUUUGGCCUUCUGAGUGAGCCGCUGCGUCAGUUUCUGGGGCUCUGCGCAAAGAGGAUAGCACAGCGGAGGAGGGAUAGAGGUGGGGGGGAUGACGGAUCGGCACGGAUAUUUGAGGCAGGACUCACUACACGCCUCUCCGUUGCACUGCAGCGCGCGCAGGCUCAAUGCAUGAUCCAGCAUGCGGUGCGGCAGUUAGGGAGAUCCGACGACGGGUGGAUGCCCGCACCAGUCCCACUGGGUGCGGGGCAGGGUACUUGGCACCACGUCACAGGUCACACCCCCUGCCCCCUCAUGCCAUCCGCUCCCCCCGCCCCUACCCUCCGCGUGCCCGCUCCCUUGCCGCCUCUUUUGACCCUCCCUGCCCCCCCUCGCCGUUUCCCACCGCCCGCCAUUCGCUCCUCCCCGCCCGUGCGCUCCCCUCCUUUACCUUCUCCUCCCCCCUCCCCUCCUCUGCUGCACGCCUCUUCCUUCCCCUCGCCGACCCACUCCACUCCCUGCCCCUCCUCAAUCCGCACCCUGCCCCUCGUAUCUCGCCCCCCUAUGCUUGGUUUCUCCCCUCCCUGCCCCUCGCCGCCUUUCCCCGCUCCCCACCUCCCCCCUCUCCCUGCCCCCCCACUCUCCCCCCCCUUGUCCUUGGCUUCCUACCUCCCUGCCUCACCUUUCCCCCCUCCGUGUGCUCAGCUUCUCCCCUCCCUGCCCCUCCCUCCUCCCCGCCCUGCCCCUCAUUUUCCGCCCCCCCCACGCCCGGUUUCUCCCCUCCCCGCGCCUCCCUUUCUUUCUCCGUGCCUCUCCUUUGCUCCCUCCCUGCCCCCGCCUGCCCAUGCCCCUGUCUUUGGCUUCUCCCCUCCCUGCCCCACGUUUCUUCCCUCCCUGCCCCCCGUCUGCCCCUCCCUUGUUUUCCCCUCACCCAUUGCUUCUCUCCUCCCUGCCCUUGAUUUCCCACACCCCUGCCCUCGUUUCCUAUCAUCCAUGCCCCUCGUUUCCCCCCUUUGUACGUUCAGCCUCUUCCCUCCCUGCCCCUCCCUUCCUCCCCCCCUGCCCUUUGCUCUCCCCUCGUUACGCUCCCUUCUCCCCAUCCCUGCUGCCCUCUUACCACCAUCAGCCCAUCCCCACGACCAGCCCCCCUCCCACCCUUCAAUCCCCCCCUCCCUCUCUCUCUCUCUCUCUCUCUCUCUCUCUCUCUCUCUCUCUCUCUCUUUCUCACACACACACACACGCACACUCCCCUCCCCCACCCCCCCACGUACAUCCUCCCAUUCUGCCCCUCCCUGCCCCUUUCCCACCCCCUCGCACGCCCCUCACCUCCCACCUCCGUGCAACUGGUUUCCCCCCUAUGGUGCCACCCUUGCAUCGCUCGCCCCUCUGCUCACCCUCUGCCCGCCCCUUUUCCGUGCCCUCAGUUGGCCCAGCCCCUGCCCGUUGCUGCCCCUCCCCUUGCCCCCUCAACUCCCCUGCCCCCCGUACACCCCAAGUCCCAUCCAACCGCCCCCACCCUCCCCCGGCUGCCCGUUUCCGCUCUCCACCCCCGCGACCGUGUGCGGCUUCCAACCGCCCAACGGUGGUGCGCACGGGGCGUUUCUUCGCACGGGCAAGCCUCCCCGGGGGCCCCCCACCCCGCUGGGUCGUUCAUUACCGCCCCUCUCCCCUUAUCCCCCACCACGCCCCCAAGCAGGCCUUUUCUCCCCCCAGCCCCCCGUCUCCCUGCCCUUAGUACCGCCGCGCUCUGCCCGUGCGUCACCCUCGCCCACUUCAUACCACCUCCCCCUUCUCCCCCCCCCGGCUUCUCCCUAUCAUCACCCGCAUGUUCCCCCACUCCCCUGUCCACAACGUCCCUCCUCCACCCCCCCUCCUGCCUUCCCCACUCCCACUCUGCCCCCCACACCUCUACGAGCCGUACCUCCCCCUCCAGCCUCCCUUUUCCCCCCCAGCUACUUCCGCAUCCAGCGUGGGCUGCACCUCUGCAUCCUGCCCUGCCAGGCCCUUCGAGGACCCAACUGCCGCCACCUGACACCACGCCGCCUUUCCCACCCCCAUCCAAUCUCUACACCCCCUGCCCCUGCUCCCUGCGCAAUCCAGCCACCUACCCCAGCCUCCCUCUACCUCUCCCUAACUCCACACUGCCGGUUCCUACCCCCAGCCAGGGUCUACACCCCUUGCUUUUGCUCCCUGUGCUGUGCCGUCCCCAACCUCCGUCCGCCUUUCCGCGGCACCAGACCGCCUCUCCCUCCCCCAGCCAACCUCUGCACCCCCUGUUCCUGCCCCUUGUGCCUUCCAACACCCUACCCCAACCCCCCCCAGUCUCCCCCUUCUCCAACACCCUCCAUAUUUCCUCCCCCCUGGGGCUCGCCCAUCCGCAGCGCCUCCUUUCGGUGCCCUCUCGGCCCUCCCACGUUCUCACCCCCCGCCUCCCAACCUUCUCAUUACCCGCUACCAGGCUCACGCCAACUCGACUACCCACUACCCUUUGCCCCUUCCUCUCUGUUCCCCACCCUUCCUUCCCCACUUGGCUCCACCUGCCCACCCCCACCUCCCGUGGAAUUCUGCCCUGCCCUCCCCACCUCUGGCCCACCACCUGUCCCCACACCCUGCUCACCCACCACUACAUCACCCCCGCCCCCCCACCUCCACUACAGCCCGCCAACACUUCCCCUCUCAACCGGCCCCCAGCCCGCCCCCCCCUUGGGCCCAAUCCCCUCCAACCGUCAGGCCCCCUCUACCCUCUCUUCCACCCACUGCGCACCGCUUUCCCCACCCUUUUUCCAUUUCCCCAAGCUAACCCCCCGCACCCCGGCCUCUGCCAGGGAGUUCCUUCCCCCUUUGACGCCCUCUUGA
Molecule: messenger RNA, 25427 nt
Organism: Closterium sp. NIES-65
Lineage: Eukaryota; Viridiplantae; Streptophyta; Zygnematophyceae; Desmidiales; Closteriaceae
Source: the annotation of a GenBank genome assembly